AUGUUUGCUGAGGUUAAAAGGUUUUUCUCAGCCCAAACUGAGACUAUUCUGUAUUUUUUCCCCCAGAUGAAGCUGUCUGUGUUGUUGCUGUCAGCUCUGCUGGCUCUGUCCUCAGCCAGUCUGAAGGACAUCAUGAAGAAAAGUGCACAGCACAGAAAAGGUGAAGAUUUCAGUAGGUUUUUGUGUGGUGAUUGGAUAAAACUGGUCACUCUUGAUGGUUUGAUGAAGCAGUAUUUUCCUCCACAGCUCCCUUGCUGAACCCUGAGCUGGAGGACCUGGUCCCUGAACCUACGGGUAACCAUGUGGUGUGGGCUCCUCUGGCCCCUGCAGACCUGGAGCAGCAGGACAGUCUUCCGGACUCCCUCUUGUUUGGUGAUAACGUAAACCUGGAGUGGCUGAGCUGGGAUGGUGCUCUGCCAAAUGGAGUUGUCGCUAUUUACAAUGGUUACACGGAGCGCACUGACUAUGUCUGCAAGUACAAGUGUGAGGCUGGCUUCUACAACCCCAGCCUGGGUCCCUACUGCCGCUACCCUUACGGAGACCGCGAGUACUAUGCCCCUGAGUUCGAGAUCCUGGCCAACAAGGAUAACUUUGAGUUCCUGGAGUGGAAGGAGGACUCUUACGGUUCAGUCCCCAAACACGCGGUCAGGACCUGCCCAGGUGUCGGCAUCUAUGUGGGCAAGAACAAGUAUGGCCUGGGGAAGGUCGUCUCCCAGUUUGAGGCCUUUUUCCUGCCCUGGGAGGGGGAUGAGUACUGGUACAAGAAAUACCAGGUCCUGAGCAUCAACAGGGAUGCUUACACCCAGCACAUCUCUGACGUUAAGUACAUCAUCGAUGAGGUCGCCAUCUUCCAGUAUCCUCCUGAGACCAUGCGCAUCUCUGGGGUCACCAACAACGAAUGCCAAACUGUGUCCAAGACCGUGACCAUCUCAAAAACCACAGAGGUGGAGACAACCUGGAACAUCGGUAGAGCCACCAUGUUGGGGAUCGCCGGCAGCAUCACAGCAAAAAUCCCCUUCAUCGGCGAGGGAGGUGUGGAGCUGAGUGGUGAGAAGACGCUGCAGUUCUCCAGAGGAACCACAGUGACGGAAGCCCUGAGCCACUCUGUGUCUGUGGAGCUCACUGUCCCUGCAAACCACUAUUGCCGAGUCCGCAUGGAGGGGCGCAAGGUAAAAGCUGACAUCCCAUACACAGCCCGCCUCAGCCGCACAUACCGCAAUGGAGAGACCCAGUGGACCACCAUCACUGGGAAGUACGAUGGAGUCCAGAUCGGAGAAGUCCGGGCCGUCGUGGACCGCUGUGAGCCAGUGGCUGACGCCCAGCCGUGUCAAUGA
This is a messenger RNA of Xyrichtys novacula (pearly razorfish), 1334 nucleotides long. The record is from the annotation of a GenBank genome assembly. NCBI's taxonomy places the organism in Eukaryota, Metazoa, Chordata, Actinopteri, Labriformes, Labridae.